AUGGGCUCGGGGGGCCGCGGCCGCGCGCUGCCGCGCGCCGGCGUGCCCAGCUUCCGCCGCCGCACGCGAGACGGGUCGGCGGAGGCGCUCGGCGCCGAGCACCCGGACUCGCUGCGGUGCGCGAGCAACCUGGCGGCGCUAUGCCAGGCCAUGGGCAAGUACGCGGAGGCUGUGCAGGUUGUCAGUGACUUCUCGGGCGUUGGUGCAGCCGCAGCUGGUGGAUCUCGGACGCUUCAAGGCGGAGCGGCUGUACAUGCGCGCGCUGCGAGGGCGAAGGGCGGCACUAGGCGACGACCACCCAGAGGUCCUCCGGACGAUGGUCGACCUGGCCGGCGCCAUGCAGGCGCUGGGCAGGCGGAGGGAGGCGGAGGGGCUGCUGCGCGGCGCGGUGGCCCAGCUGCAGAAGGUGCUGCCCGACGUCGAGGGCGAGGGGGCCGAGGCAGCUGCUGGCGCCUGGCAUCGCAAGCGCUACAGAUCCUGGGACGCGGUGUUGGACACCUUGCCCGCCCACGCUAG
Prorocentrum cordatum is the source of this 516-nucleotide messenger RNA. The record is from the annotation of a GenBank genome assembly. Lineage: Eukaryota; Dinophyceae; Prorocentrales; Prorocentraceae.